Messenger RNA from Saccoglossus kowalevskii, 2731 nucleotides. RefSeq lists its product as uncharacterized. The record is from RefSeq and is a predicted model, not a curated record. NCBI's taxonomy places the organism in Eukaryota, Metazoa, Hemichordata, Enteropneusta, Harrimaniidae. Gene Ontology annotation, biological process: DNA integration. Gene Ontology annotation, molecular function: nucleic acid binding; zinc ion binding.
AUGGCAGAACGAGUUAAACAUUCUGCAAGUAGAAGAGGACACCGUGCUCAAAUGACGAGACAGUUACAAAAAGCCACUGACAUCAUGUCCAAAGAUGACCCAUUGACGCAACAUGAAAAAGACGUUCUCAUCGCAACGCAUGAAGAUAUUACAUCAAGAUUGGAGCAGAUCAGAGCAUUGGAUGAAGAAAUUCUCAAAAGAGCCGACGAAACAGAGUUCGACAAUCUAUUUCUUGAUGCAGACAACUACGUCAUUGAUAUCAAAGAAAGAAUCGUGGAGAUAAGGAACUUCAUCCAACGCGCCGAUACACCAACAACGCCAACAACACAGACAUCAUCUGAAAUGUCAAGCACGUCGUUCACAAGUAACAACUCAGCGUCCAGAAGACGAACUGUAAAUCUACCUAAACUAGAUCUCGAAGAAUUUUCAGGUGAUAUUCUUUCUUGGCAAAGUUUUAUCGACACGUUUGAAGCAGCUAUAGACAAGGACGACAUGUUGGAUGAGGUAAAUAAAUUUCAAUACCUACGAGCACAUGUAAAGGGAGAAGCGGCUAAAGUAAUCGAGGGAUUACAACUGACAAACGAGAACUACAAACACGCCUUAGAAUUACUAAAACGACGUUACGGACUGAAACAUAAAAUACGAAAUGCAUAUAUGAAAGCACUUUGGGAAUUGCCAAAACCGUCUAAUGACUUAUCCUCACUAAAGUUUUUCUACGACAACAUGGAGAGUUACAGAAGAGGCUUAGAAGCACUUGGGAAGAGCGAAGACUCGUACGGAGAUUUCCUCAUACCUAUCAUCCUAGAAAAACUUCCAGGAAAUUUCCGUCGAAUCAUCACUCGCGACCAUGGAACCGACGAUUGGUCAUUUAAAAAUCUACGUGAAUCUGUGUGUAAGGAGAUCGAAGCAAUGGAGGCUGGCAAAAUCUCUAACAAUUCCGUAUCGUCUUUCGCCUACAACGAAUCGCCUAUGCGUAAUGUACAGUUCUCUGCUCAAGCACUUCACACCAACACAAAAACUCGCAAACCAGAUUGUGUUUUCUGCAGUAAUUCACAUCGUCCCUUCGAUUGCACGAACGUAACCGACCAUAUGCAACGCUUCGAGAUCAUCAAAACGAAAGGACUAUGUUUUAAUUGUUUAAGCAAAGGACACUCUUCGCGAUCUUGUCAAUCUGUCUUUAAAUGUCGGAAAUGCGACAGCAAACACCACACUACGAUUCAUCAUGCGUUCAAACAAUCGCCAAAACUAUCGAAACCAGACACUUCAAGCAAUACCAACAGCCAGAAAAUCCACGCUAAUUCUGUGUCAACCGACCUUCAAUCAACUAGCGGCAACGUACUUCUCAAAACGGCGAUUACUCAAGUCUACUCGGAUAAAGCAUCGGCCGACGCAACAAUCCUAUUUGACGAAGGAGCUACAAGAUCGUUUAUCUCUGAGAAAUUAGCCGAACAUUUACACCUGACGCCAGACGGACAAACAUCGGUCCAAAUCUCCACCUUUGGCAAUAAGAAAUCUGCGCCGAAAAGGCUCAAUUACGUAACGUUGACGGUAAAAACAACAUGGGGGCCCGAUAUAUCAAUAUCUACGUUAAUUGUUCCUGAAAUCUGCAAUCCAAUUAACAAUCAUAUUUGUCCAGCUGUACUGAAUUUACCGCACAUCAAAGGACUCCAGCUAGCGCAUCCUGCUGUAAACCAUAAAUAUUUGAACAUAUCUCUUUUGAUUGGUGCCGAUCAUUAUUGGUCAUUCGUGGGCGACAAAACCAUCAAAGGCAACGGGCCGACCGCUGUUUCAUCUCGUUUGGGUUACCUACUCUCUGGACCAACGUCACGUGAUGCGUCAUUCCCAACUGACGUCACCAGCUUUCACGUGAACGCAUAUUCACCAACUGACGAUCCCGUAACUAAACUCUGGGAUUUUGACACCAUUGGCAUUCGUGAACCUGCCAACACGGACUCUACUGAUGACAAGGCAGACGAAUUCGAAACGUUUUGCGAACAGAAUAUCGAACAACGCGACAAACAAUACUUUGCCCGACUUCCCUGGAAAGAAAAUCACCCGGUAUUACCAACAAAUAGGCGGAUCGUCGAAAAACGAACACGUCAUAUGGUACGUAAGCUUCCAUCCGAUUUACUUCCUGUUUACGACCGUAUUAUAAAGGAGCAAGAACACCGUGGGUUUAUUGAACGACUGGACUCCGAUAAUCCGAAUCAAGGGCACUACCUUCCUCACCAUGCCGUCAAAAAGGACUCCCCCACUACACCAAUUAGGAUUGUCUAUGAUUGCAGCUGCAAUACUUGUCAAACUCCGAGUCUUAACGACUGUCUCGAUAAGGGUCCCAUGUUACUUAAUGAUUUAGCAGGUAUAUUGCUAAGAUUCCGUACGCAUCCGAUAGCCUUGGUCAGUGAUUUGGAGAAAGCAUUUUUACACGUGGCUCUUCAUGAAGAGGACAGAGAAUUUACAAAGUUUCUAUGGCUUUCGGAUCCGACCGACACAGAAAGUGACUUUAUUGUCUUCCGUUUCUUAUCUGUUCUUUUUGGAUCAGUCGCCAGCCCCGCCAUUUUAAAUGCUGUUAUUCAAAAACACCUACAAAUGUUUGACACUAACACCGCCAGGGAUCUACGCGAACAUAUAUAUGUCGACAACGUUCUAAGUGGUGCAAAGAAUGACGUCGAUGCUAUUUCGUACUACAACGACGCCAACGAUUUGACUACUUCCGCUGGGUUCAAUCUCC